Molecule: messenger RNA, 4577 nt
Organism: Crotalus tigris (Tiger rattlesnake)
Lineage: Eukaryota; Metazoa; Chordata; Lepidosauria; Squamata; Viperidae
Gene: KCNQ1
Product: potassium voltage-gated channel subfamily Q member 1
Exons: 18
Coding region: 1143-3206 (687 amino acids)
Biological process (GO): potassium ion transport; transmembrane transport
Cellular component (GO): membrane; voltage-gated potassium channel complex
Molecular function (GO): voltage-gated potassium channel activity
Source: RefSeq, a predicted model, not a curated record
AAGUGGUGGCCACUGUAAUACUUAGAAUACAGGUGAUUAUUCAAAGUGAUUAUUUUGUGAUAGUGGGUCUCCUGUUUCACAAGUUGCUGCUUUACCCACCUUGUUCCUCUGUCUUGCAAUAAUGCUCAGAACUACCUGUAUGCAUAGUCUGUGCUUUGAAAGGACUCUUUGAUUAUUAAAGGUAGGGGGACACUGUCACAGAAAAAUGUGGCAUACAUCUUCAUUAUGCAUAUAUCUGCCAUUAUACUCCUGCAUGCACUCGGAAUAUAUGCCUUCUGGUAGAAAUCCUCAAGCACCCAACCUGAAGUCAUUUUUUUCCCUAUUUUGGCUCAAUAUUGUCCCCUUGGAUAGUCCUAAAACAAGAGUUAACCAAGCAACGUCCAUAACUGGAAUAUUUCUAAUGAGCUGUAGAAAAAAAAAUCUGUGUUGACAGACUAAGGCAUAUAGAUCCGUAAGUUGAGUUUCACUUGUAAUGACUUCAUGUGAAUAUCUUCAUACCGGUAUGUGUGUGUAUCUGUGUUGGGGAGAGCAGCUCAGUAGAAACGAUUUGCAAGGCUUUUUCUUUCUGAGAUACUUCACUUCUCAGUCCAGCCUCCAGUCCCGAGAAUUGCCAGCGAUCUCUCCAUCCAAACCAUGGUUGACCCAGUUUUACUUUCAGAGGUCAGCCAAGGUCGGCUGUCAUCCGCUGUGGCCCUUCUGCGGGUAGCCUUCGGCAAAUCCACCCGACGGGCUUCUUUGGGGGGUGUACUUAAGGAGGGGGAUGAAACGCAACUACAUCAAAUCGUUUCCAUUUGGACGGCGCGGAGAUACGAGACACAUUCUGGCACUUCGCCAUAAUCACAGGGUAACUGUACGCGUUGGAUUCCUGCUUCCCCGACGGCGCUGAGCCCCAACUCCUUGGGCGGCUGCUGGCUGCGAACCGGAGAACUGGGACCUUUCCCGAGGAGCCUCCCCUUUUGUGGGCAGGGCCAAGGAGAAACUCUCCGCCGGGCACGGAGCGGGCGAGCCAGUGUUGAGAGCCAGUGCGUGUUUGUGAGACUCUCCAGCUGCGCCUGCCUUCGCCUGCCGGGGAGCGCAGCGUUCCCGCUCGCCCCCCUCGCUCGCCCCCGGCUGGCUUCCCCGCGGUUGUCCAGAACGGGACGAUGUCGUCUUCCUCCUCCAAGGCGUGGAGCUUGGGGCGCCUGUCCCUUUCCUCCAGGAAAGGCAGCCUGAAGCCCUCCGCCCUGGAGCUAGCCGAGCACGCCCCCAACGCCCACUACGCGCCGUUUGCCGUCUCCGCGCCCACCGGAGCCCAGGGCGCGAAGGAGCCGCCGACCAGCGGCGAAGUGGCUGAAGCGGCCACGGUAGUGAUGAGCGCCGAUUUCCCGCGCCCGCCGAUCAGCCUGGACCCGCGCGUCUCCAUCUACAGCGUCCGCAGACCUCUGCUCAGCCGCAGCCACGUCCAAGGCCGGGUCUACAACUUCUUGGAGAGACCCACCGGCUGGAAGUGCUUCGUCUAUCACUUCACUGUUUUCCUCAUAGUGCUGAUCUGCCUUAUAUUCAGUGUGCUUUCCACGAUUGAUCAAUAUGCAGCUCUGGCCACAGGGACAUUAUUUUGGAUGGAAAUUGUAUUAGUGGUAUUUUUUGGAACUGAGUAUGUGGUUCGGUUGUGGUCUUCAGGAUGCCGCAGUAAAUAUGUUGGUUUCUGGGGAAGGCUUCGUUUUGCUAGAAAACCCAUUUCUAUCAUUGAUCUUAUUGUAGUUGUUGCCUCCAUGAUUGUACUAUGUGUUGGUUCAAAAGGUCAAGUUUUUGCAACCUCAGCUAUCAGAGGCAUCCGGUUUCUGCAAAUUCUGCGCAUGCUUCAUGUCGAUCGGCAGGGUGGCACCUGGAGACUAUUGGGAUCAGUAGUGUUCAUACAUAGACAGGAAUUGAUAACCACCCUGUAUAUUGGGUUUCUGGGCUUGAUUUUUUCUUCAUAUUUCGUGUAUUUGGCUGAAAAAGAUGCUGUGAAUGACUCUGGCGAGCAUGAAUUUAGCAGCUAUGCUGAUGCACUUUGGUGGGGAGUAGUGACUGUUACAACCAUUGGUUAUGGAGACAAAGUGCCUCAAACAUGGAUAGGAAAAACCAUUGCAUCUUGCUUUUCUGUAUUUGCAAUAUCAUUUUUUGCCUUGCCUGCAGGAAUCCUUGGUUCUGGUUUUGCUCUGAAGGUACAACAGAAACAGAGACAAAAGCAUUUCAACCGACAAAUUCCAGCAGCUGCUUCUCUUAUUCAGACAGCCUGGAGGUGCUAUGCAUCGGAAAACCCAGAUUCUUCCACAUGGAAAAUAUAUAUUAAAAAACCAUCCAGAAGUUAUCACUUGUUGUCUCCUAGUCCCAAGCCAAAGAAAAUAGGGAUGGUGUCGGUAAAAAAGAAGAAAACCAAAGCAGAAAAGGAUAACGGAUCACUUUCUCCUGAUAAGAUUUUACCUGUUCCACAAAUCACAUUUGACCAUGUGUUGGAGGAUAGGAAAGCUGAUAUUUUUCCUAUGGAUCCCUAUGAAAAUUCUGGAGAAACAGGCAUGUUAAAAUUUCUUGACCGACAGCAUUCCUGGACAUCCUUUUCCACAGAGCAACCAUCUCCCAGUUCUUCAGUUAAAAGGAAUUCUCCAUUUUUAGAGCCACAUGCAGGACCGUUUAUUAGAACAAACAGCUUUGCUGAUGAACUUGACCUGGAGGGGGAGACGUUGCUGACUCCAAUAACUCACAUCUCACAUUUGAAAGAACAUCACCGUUCUGCCAUUAAAGUGAUACGCCGUAUGCAGUAUUUUGUGGCAAAGAAGAAAUUUCAGCAAGCUAGGAAGCCUUAUGAUGUACGCGAUGUGAUAGAACAAUAUUCUCAGGGUCAUCUCAACUUGAUGGUCCGAAUAAAAGAGCUUCAAAGAAGAUUGGACCAAUCUAUAGGGAAGCCAUCAUUAUUUAUUUCUGUCUCAGAAAAAAAUAAAGAUCGAGGGAAUAAUACAGUUGGUGCCCGGCUGAACAGAGUCGAAGACAAGGUAGUCCAAAUAGACCAGAAGCUGAAUCUCAUCACAGAUUUGCUGCACCGCCUGCUUUCCAGCCAGCAAGGAAACCAAAACAGCACCAAAGCAUCUCCCAGGAAUGAUGUCGACUCCAGCCUACCUCCCAGCAGCGCUCUCCCAACCUAUGAACAGCUAACAGUUGCAAGGGCCUUGCAAGACGAUGGUUCCUGAUGCCUCAGAGAUUUGUUCCCUUUCAUUAAAUUGACACUUAUGAAUCUCAACAGGGGCUGGGGACAAAUUUAAACUCAGAAUCGGCCAUACAAGCAUGACACGUUACUUUUAAGCUAAUUUUACUAUCCUCUCAACAUGUUGUUCCAAAGAGAAUAAUUCAGACAACUACCAAACUUUAAAACCCACACUGUGUUGUCAUUCUUUAUUCAUGUGAUGCAUUCUUGAGCUCUAAUUUCUUUGUGUGUUUGUGUGUGUGUGUGUGUUUAAAUAAUUCUGCUACAAUCAAUCAUGGCAUUAAAAGAGUACAGGUAGUCCUCGAUUUACCACCACAACUGGGACCAGAAUUUCUGUUGCUAAGGAAGAUGGUUGUAAAGCGAAUCAUGCCUGAUAUUACGACAUUUUGCCGGAGUUGUUAAGUGAAUCAUUGCAGUUGUUAAGUGAAUCCUGCAGUCAUUAAGCAAACCCAGUUUCCCCAUUGAAUUUUCUUGUUAGAAACCAGCUGGAAAAGUCACAAAUGCAAUCAUAUGACUCUAGAAUACUGCAAUCAUAAUAAAUAUAUGCAGGUUGCUAAGUAUCUGAAUCAUGAUCACACGAUGAGAAUAAAUGCAAGACUGGUCACAAGUCACUUUUUUCAGUGCCCCUGUUAGUUCAAACAAACACUAAACCAGGUGUCUUCAAGGUUGGCCCUUUUAUGACUUGUGGACUUCAACUCCCAAAAUUCCUCAGCUAGCAUGCCUGGCUGAGGAAUUCUGGGAAUUGAAGUCCACAAGUCAUAAAAGGGCCAAGCUUGAAGAUCCCUGCACUAAACAAAUGGUUGUAAGUCAAGGACUACCUGUAAUUAGUCCAGAUAUUAGCAAAAAGACAGUCAGUGUAUCUGCCCAGGGUAUUCUGCUGUUACUGCUGCCAUGAACAUCAUUCUGAAGUCUUGCACAAUCAUACACAAUUGCAAUAGUUUGAAAAUUCCACAGCUUCGCUUGGCUAAUUGCAUCCUAUGGCCCUUCAGUAAGAAUAAUACUUGAACUUAGUUAUAUCUGAAUUCUGUUCCCGACUCUGCCGAUAAUGAUAUAGUUUUGCUCAAUAGAUUCCAAAAGAGAAUGUACAUAAAUUGCCAUCCUACAGACAGGCAAGAGCAUAUACACUGAAUAUUUUUUUCUCCCACACUCCAUUGUUGAUUCUACACAAUAUUGUGAAACCUACCACAUUUAAAACAAAUGUCUGCCUUUCUUCAGGGAAGAAUCAGUGUUUUAAUCAAAAACUGUAUUGUUUGUAAAGGAAGAUUUCUUUUGUAUAAUACUGUAAUGGAAUUGGGACUUUGAAAUAUUGAAUAGGAACUUUUUAAAAAUAGCAAUUAUAUUGCUGCCAAAUAAUUUA